Messenger RNA from Fonsecaea erecta, 1638 nucleotides. RefSeq lists its product as hypothetical. The transcript has a single exon. The record is from RefSeq and is a predicted model, not a curated record. NCBI's taxonomy places the organism in Eukaryota, Fungi, Ascomycota, Eurotiomycetes, Chaetothyriales, Herpotrichiellaceae. Bases 1 to 1638 code for a protein of 545 amino acids.
AUGACGCGACGAAAGAAAGCCGGCCCGAAGCAGCCGAAUCCCAAGCAACCUGCCUCCAAGCAACCUGUUCCUAUCCAACCUGUUCCCAAACAAUCUACUCCCAAGCAAGCUGAUCCCAAACAAACUACUCCCAAGCAAGCUGUUCCCAAACAACCUACUCCCAAGCAAGCUGUUCCCAAGCUACCUACUCCCAAGUUACCUACUCCCAAGCUACCUCCUCCCAAGUUACCUACUCCCAAGCUACCUCCUCCCAAGCUACCUGCUUCUAAGCAACCUGCUUCUAAGCAACCUGCUUCUAAGCAACCUGUCCCCAAGAAACCUGUCCCCAAGCAACCUGUCCCCAAGCAACCUGUCCCCAAGCAACCUGCUCUCAGUGAUCCCAAACAACCUGCCCCCAAACAACCUGCCCCCAAACAACCUGCUCCCAACCAGCCGGCUUCUAAACGACAGGCUCCAGGACUAACGUCUAAAACCCUGCCUCAAACGAAACCCGAUACCAGCAGGGUCCAGACUUUCGAUCCGCUGGACUACAUGACUGCAGAAGAGUUGCUCGCCAUCGACACGCAACUUGCUCUGGCGCUGCAGGGAGUGGACGUCGUGCUGUUCUGGACUGGUGUACGCUGGGCGUAUGUGCAGAAAUGGGCCAGGAUAUUGAAACUGAAGACUUUAACAGAUGCCAUGGGGCCGCUUAUGGAUGCAGCAAAUCCCAAUAGCCCCAAGGCACUAAUGAAGAAAAAGGCAUAUUCCAAGUAUGUGAAGGGUGCAUCCGGUCGACUUGCACAGUACGCGUGCCAGCAUUGCCGAGUCGUUGUCCUGACCAACCCUCCGCCCGACAUUUACAGUAGAAGAGAGAACAACACGUACCAGCAUCUUGAAGAGCCGAUUCUCAAAGGCCUUCGCGGUGGUUGUCCCGUUCGUAGAAUAGAUUAUCUCCAUCCAACGGUCGAUGGUGCAGCGCAUAUCACUUAUCAAACUUGGCCAGAGAACAAAACCCAAGACUGGGCUGCAAAAUUCGGGAAAAGGUUGGUCAAGAGUUGGAAAAAGCUCAACUGGAGCUACAAGAGUCUCGUAACUACAUCUGAGCUCGACUUGAAGCCUCUACGGACGCAGGUACUGCCCAUUGUUUCGGCCUCGCACGUCCAGCCAGCACAACCCUCCGAUCGGCAAGACCAGGAGACUGUAAACCAUUUCUCUAACUCCCAAAAGCAUACCGGAGCUGAAGAUGAGGAUAUAACGCCACUUCAACAAGACAUUGACCUCAUCGAGGAGGACCGUCCUUAUGAGGGGCUUGACAGUCGAGGUCAUGAAAGUCAAGGUCGACUCCCCGAAUCAAGGAGUGACAGCCGCCUCGUCGGCACGCAAGCCCAGAGCCGAGAGGAACAAGAGAUUGAGUCUCAUGGAGGGCUGUUCAAGGAAGUCAACUGCUCGCCAGCGCCUGUCCAUAUGAUCAAAAGAUGUAGAACGCCGAAUCCACCGGUUACGGUGCCGGUAAUUAACAUCGACAAUAUCAUGAUUGGAGCAGAAGUCACUGUCGAUAUCAAUGAGAAGAGACUGAAUAGGGACUUUUUGUACCUGACGAUGAAAGGAGUCUCCGGCCUCCAAGAUUGGUGGAAGUUGAGAUGGAUUGACCACGGUUGA